AUGGCCUCGAAACGCAGCUACGAAGCCUCCGAGGGCAACGACGGCGCGCAGCAGCCCGCGUCCAAACGCAACAAGAACAACAAGGCGCGUGACCACCAAAACGCUCACAUCGACCCGACGUGGGGACAGAAAUACGUCUUCUCAUCUGCCACGGGAUCGACGACGGUGCCGGUGGACCCGGAGCUGGAUUUUGAGGAUGAUGGAGAUGCCAUGGCGUAUCUCAAGUCGGUGAGGACACAAGCAAACGGUAUUCCGCACCUCCUCGUGGCACCAAAGGUCCCGAUCGGCCCGCAACUUCCGAAAGAGCUCCAGUACGAUGACGGCGACUGGGAGGAUGCGUACGAAGAGGAGGAGGGCGAUCGCGAUAUCUACACCACAGGCGAGGGCGACUUCAGGGGAUACUACGCCGACGGCGCAUACACAGCACGACCCGACAACUGGGGCAAACCUCACACAACCGGCCACGACGACGAAGUAGAAGAAGGCGAAUGGCCCGGCAACGAAGGCAUCUACGACGACCAAGACGACGAGUCCUCAGACGCCGGCGCCGACUCCGAGUCCGCCAUCCGCGAAGCCUACUUCGCCGCCAUCCUCACCCGCUUCAAACGCCUCCGCAAACUCCUCCACGCCACGCCACCCGCCUCCGCCGUCGCCGCCCUCCACCCAGGCUCCCCGCACGACUUCCGCGUCGGCGCCUUCGCGCCCAAAUCGGCAACCUACACAACCUGGUCCAACCGCCUCCGCGACGCGGACCCGCUCCCGGCACAACUCGCCUCCAUGGACAAAGAAGGCGUGCUGCGCGUGCUCCGCGUGCUGCUGGGCGGCGGCGCGUUCCUCCGGCGCGGGAGCGAGAUGAAGGAGCGCACGAGCCGGUGGCUGUGGGCGCUGCUUGCGCGGUUGCCGGAGCGCGGGGAGAUGAACCACGUCGAGGUCGGCCUGGCGGAUAUGGCUGCGUUGAGGGAUGCUUUGGAGGGGGAGGGGAUGGAUUUGGGGGUGAAUGAUGCUGUUGACGAGAGUUCUGACGAUGAGGAGGCGUUGGGGGAGAUGGAGGUUGCUGAGAGGGAUGGGGAGGGGAGCGGGGAGACGUCUGGGGCGGAGACGCCUGGUCAGAGGGUUGGUGUUCAGCUCCGAGAGGAUGUUGCGAUACCCAAGGACUCGGUCAGCAACGGCGAAGUCGAGGACGGUGAAAUCGACGACGACCAAAAGUCAGAGCCAAUGGACGUCUCCGAAGACGGCGAAAUCGACGAAGGCGAGGUCGUGGAAGAAGAGCCGGCGCCGGUCGAAACGCUCGAGGAAGCUCGCGCUCGACUACUCGCCCAGGUAGACACUGCGGCGGCCGUCGAGGAUGCGCCUUCAGAAGCACCGUCGGAAGAACCCAUUGUGGAAGAGGCUGUCCAAGACGGUGAGGACGACAGCGAGGCUUCGGACCAGCUGAGGGCGCGAAUGAACAUGAGGGCGACGCUCAACAUGAUUCUGACCGUUGCCGGUGAGUUUUACGGGCAGCGCGAUCUGCUUGAGUUCAGAGAUCCUUUUACAGGUAUGUAAGCGUGUUCAAGCAUCAUUUUUGAGCAAGAUAGGAGGACAACGGACAGAGAAGGGCUCUAGAGGGAACUCCUAUCAAAAAGG
Messenger RNA from Colletotrichum scovillei, 1626 nucleotides. Its product is annotated as V-SNARE. NCBI's taxonomy places the organism in Eukaryota, Fungi, Ascomycota, Sordariomycetes, Glomerellales, Glomerellaceae. The coding region runs from base 1 to 1545 and encodes 514 amino acids. Gene Ontology annotation, biological process: spliceosomal snRNP assembly. The record is from RefSeq and is a predicted model, not a curated record. The transcript has 3 exons.